Molecule: messenger RNA, 3810 nt
Organism: Esox lucius (northern pike)
Lineage: Eukaryota; Metazoa; Chordata; Actinopteri; Esociformes; Esocidae
Gene: setd9
Product: SET domain containing 9
Exons: 6
Coding region: 2139-2693 (184 amino acids)
Molecular function (GO): protein binding
Source: RefSeq, a predicted model, not a curated record
UUCUGGUUUUAUUCACAAUUGUACAGUGUCCCAACUUUUUUGGACUCAGGUUUGUACAUGAAGUUGUUUAGAGCAUUUGAUUCAACACUAUGGUGGCCCACGGGUGCAAAACACAACAACAUUAGCGAACAAAAGUUGAAAACAACAUUAGCAAACAAAAGUGGAAAACACAACAUAAAAUAAAGAAACAACAAUAUUAGCGAUGCAAACGAAAGUUGAAAACACUACAACAUUAACAAAAAUGAAACCAUUUAUAAAAACUCUGCAUUUCAGAAAACAAUCAACUACUCACAACACCACAACAUCGUGACAACACAAUAGCAUUAACUCACAACACAACAACAUUGGCUCACACCACAACAGCAUUAGCCCAAAACAUAGCAGUAUUUGCAGAAACUCUGCAUUUCAAGUUGUUCAAAACGGAAGUGCUCCAGACCACUAGGGGCAGUGCAAGGGGAUGUUUCGGGGUGUUUUAUCUUAAGUCGAAAAAUCCAUUGAAGUCACUCAACGUAAGAUUAUAUUAAAUUAGAAUUAAAAAAAAUUUACAUUCGUGAAUUUAAAUCGCAUUCUUUUUGGUUGGGAUUAUUUCAAAUAGGCCUUAUGUACAUUCCAUGACCGAACGUUCCACGACCACUUCCUGCCGGUAUGCCAGUUUCCGGUCCCGCAUAUUACAAACCAGUAGAAAUAAAAUUGCUAGCGCUAUGUCCGGCUUUGUCGCAGUGUUUUUACAAGGUGUCUCCAGGACUUUCCUAAACUUAACAUGAUGAUGUACAUCGAAUAGUUAUAUCCGCCUCAGAGACUCCAGCUAGCAAGAAGGUAACUUUGAAGGUAAGUGCCAACUCAAUGACAGAUUUGCAAUCACAUAUUCAACUACUUCGCUACCCAGCGAAUGUAACAUUUACGUUAGCUAGUUCAUGUUAACUAUCUUACAGGGAAUCUGGCUGAAAAUUAUUGUAUUUGUGUUAGCCUGCAAUGUAAUUAUGCUAGCAAGCUAUAAUGCAUAACAAUACGUUUUAUUUCAUAUAUUCUGCACAGUAUCUAACAAAUAUACACUAACAGGGAAGGCUGCCUGUUGCAGGUCCCUGAGGAAGAGCGUAAAGCCGCACAGCAUGCGAGUUGGGAGAUAUGAUAGAUAUUAGCAACAUUGCUAAGAACCUAUUCUGUAGGACCCUGUAAUUCUGGUCAACAUAUGUAGUAGACAGUGUUUACAUUUAAUCUUAAUCACUAGAUUAUCAUAUCACUCUGAAGUAUACAUAACUGAGGGUUGUUGAACAAGGAACAAAACCUUUAACCUGCUCCAGUUGUCUUUAUGGCCUACCUUGAGGGCCUGAGUUCAGUCCUAACCUGGAUACGUUUUGGUAAAUUACAUUUUCUUUUCUUUUCUGCACUUUAUAAAAAUGUUCUUCACUUCAUAUAUGUUAAAGCACUCUGUAUUUGUCAUAGUGGUUCAAAUCCACUGCUCCUGAAUUGCAGGAAGUGCUAUGUGCAACCACCUUGUUGGUCAGCUUUACAAGAUGGCACACUUCUCAAUAAUUAACACUCUUGCUGCACCACCUGUUCACCGCUGCACAGAGACAGAACAACAUUGGCACAUGCCAGUGCCCAAAACAAUACACACACAUUAGUUAUCCUAUGUAAUAGUAAGUCUGUUGCAAAAGAUUGUUACUCCUUGUUCUUUAGGGUGUAGCCUGGUCGGGUUGAUAGCAUGGCGGUUCGGAAACCAAUUAACUUGGGUGCUGAUGGAAUAAUGUAAGGUUAGAGGCACGUCAAAUUAAUGUUUUAGAAAUGUGAUAUUUGGAGUUUGUAAAUCUGUAUGUUAUUAUCCAUGUUAUUUUAUGUUCACUGAGCUUUUACAUCUUUAAGCCAUCAAUUAUGACAAAAAAAGCUUAAAAUGUUUUGCAGGAGUUCCCUCUAAAAAAGCUCUCCACAAGACUAAUGGCUGACAUCGACCUUCUCCAUGUCUCAGAAACAUGCUAACUUUACUCCACUUACCACCCCUCAUGUGACAACCGUGGACAUCUUCACGUUUCCCAGAGGUUUGCCAUGUACCAGGGGAGACAUCCACUGACCACCUAGCGGAACGGGUGUUCAAGGGAUCUGGAGAACCAGGAGGAGAGCAUAGGAGGCCCUUGGAAACAAUGUUACAUACAACUGGAUUCUGUAUUGAGCGGAAGCCAAGUUCAUUGCCAUUCGCUGGAACAGGAGUCUUUGUUACCAGGGGCUUUGUGCCUAAAAGAACUACAGUGGCAAUGUACCCAGGUACCAUCUAUCAGGCAUUUGAGCCCAUUCUCUUCCAGUCCAUUUGGAACGCUUUUGUAUUUCGUUGCAUAGAUUCCGUUCUGAUUGAUGGAAAUGACAGAGGUAUCUCCAAAAUGAUAUACAGGUCGUGCAGUGGAAGAGACAGACUUGGUCCAUUUGCAUUAAGUGAUGCCACUUGGUUAACAGUCAGUACGAAAAAUCCACUUGCAGUGGGUCAAUAUGUGAACAACUCCACAAACGACAGGACUGCAAAUGUGUACUAUCAGGAGUAUGAUGUUCCAAAAGAAUUUCCUCUAGAACUUCGCCAGUAUCUGCCCAAUGUGAACUACAGACAUGACACACAAAGGCCUUUACGAUGUGUGGUCCUUGUUGCAUUAAGAGACAUCCAUCCAGGGGAGGAACUCUUCUCAAACUACUUCACCAUUGUGAAUUAGAUCAACUGCAGCCUAUACCACAAGACAUUUAAAUGUUUUUGUUAAUAUAUUUUUGAGCAUUUUAUGCUGUUUUUGAUAGAAAAAGUUUUUAAAAACUCAGCCAUCCUGCAAGGGUAUGUGCUGCAGCUGCAAAGACUGUUAGACCACCCAAGGCAACAAUUGUGACAUUGGUUGGACCUAGUCUUGCAUCACAUCUGUGUUGUUUCGGUUGUCUUUAAAGUCAGAAACUCAGCUUGUUUAUACAGUUUUGCUUUUCUCAACCCUGACCACUUUAGUAUCUAUUAGCUACUAAUUUUAAUAAAAAAGAUACAUCUCCCUGAAAUGGAAAUCAGCGGUUAAAUCAGUGUUGUCCCAGCUGGUUACUACACAAAGCUGAGGGAUGGGCCUGGAGAAAAUUAACCAUUCUGAAAUUCAGUUCAUGCUUUCACAUAGCUCAUGUUUCUGCCAGGGUUGUGGGACCAGUGUGUCACUCUGUAUAAGACCAUUUGCUAAUGACUUAAAUGUUAAUAUUGAAAUUAUAGUUUUAACCACUUCCUGAGUUCAGCUGGCAUGCCUGUUUAAACAAUGGAGUAGAGUUCUGCUUGGGUACAACAGUUUAUCAUUAAUCAAUAUAAAGGUAUAGGUCCAAAGAUGGAUUCAGUAAACCUAUAGUAUGUAAUACAUCGAUUAAAAUACCACCAUGUUGUAGACAUAUAUUGUAAAAAUGUAUAUUUAAUGACUGCAUACUGCAAGUGUUUAGUCAACAACUUUCACUAAAACCACUGCAAAGAAUUUCCUUGCAUCCUUAUGUUGGGUAUGUUAUAUGGCUGAAAAGGACCCACCACAGAACUGUAAAAUAUUCCAAAAGUCUGAGUGACUAAAAAGCUAAAGCAACAGAUUGUAGGGAAAGGUCUAGAGUGAGGUGAAGUCUUGGGAUGCAACUGCGAUAGUUUAAACAAAUGUGGUUUUCAUAUGUACAAACCAGAUUCUAAAAAAGUUGGGACACUGUACAAAUUGUGAGUAAAAAAGGAAUGGAAUAAUUUUCUAAUCUCAUAAACAUACUUAAUUCACAAUAGAAUAUUGAAAGUGAGACAUUUUGUAAUGUCAUGCCAAAUAUUGGCUCAUUUUGGAUUUCAUU